AUGUUUGAAUUCAAUGCUCUGUCUCCCAUGAAAAUGAUCCUUUCUGGUUCACAAAGAUUGGCAGCAGUGUUUGUCUUGCUGUGGUCCGCCAUUGUGAGUGCUUUUGUACCGGUACAAACUACCCAACUGGAAAGCUUUGGUGCGCUGCACAUGGCAGGUGGUGGCAUGAUGGAUGUUGCCAACUUUGCCACCCAACAAGCCCCGCAAACCACAAAGUUUGUUACCAAUAAAAUGUGUCCAUUCGCCCAAAAAGUGUGGAUUGCCCUCGAGGCGUCGGGAGCUCCCUAUGAACUGGAGGAAGUAUCUCUCUACGGGCCCAAUGGCAAGCCCGAUUGGUUCUGGGAGCUGAAUCCUUCCGGGACCGUUCCAGUUCUAGUCUGUCAUGGAGGAGCCACCGUCUACCCCGACUCGGAUCUGGCGUUGGAUGUCAUUGAAGAUGGAUCCGCCAUUGUGGGAGUGACGCUCAAUGACAAGGUCAAAUUGGAUAAUAGUAAUAAAAAACUGCAAGCCCAAAUACAAGAAUGGCGACAAUCCAUGCUCAACGACAAGUUACUGCCCAUUGGCAAAAAGGCCGUCUUGGGUGGCAGCAAACAAAAGCUAUACGAUGUAUUGCAAGAAAUGAAUGGCAAGGUCGUGGGACCCUUUCUCUGUGGGGAACAACUCACAUCGGCUGAUUGUGCCGUCUUUCCCUUUUUGUGGAGGCUCGAUAAUGAAUACGGUAUGAAAAAGUAUCCCAAGUUAUCCGCGUGGCUCAAACACUGCAACAAUCACAUGGCAUUUUCCAAAACAGUACAAUCCGCAUGGUGGUGGUGGUGGUAAUACAAGAAAAACAGUGAAAAUGGCUCCAAGCAACUGGGCAAAACAAAUAAAAAGUUGGAAACAAGCUGGCUCUACUACAAUUCUCAAAAGUUGGAGAGCAACGACACUGGCCUCAAGAGCACGCAACAAACGGGGCACGAGGAUCUACGAG
Messenger RNA from Seminavis robusta, 970 nucleotides. NCBI's taxonomy places the organism in Eukaryota, Bacillariophyta, Bacillariophyceae, Naviculales, Naviculaceae. The record is from the annotation of a GenBank genome assembly.